Messenger RNA from Sinocyclocheilus rhinocerous, 3147 nucleotides. RefSeq names its product calsyntenin-1-like. Lineage: Eukaryota; Metazoa; Chordata; Actinopteri; Cypriniformes; Cyprinidae. The record is from RefSeq and is a predicted model, not a curated record. Gene Ontology annotation, molecular function: calcium ion binding. Gene Ontology annotation, biological process: positive regulation of synaptic transmission; homophilic cell-cell adhesion; positive regulation of synapse assembly. Gene Ontology annotation, cellular component: postsynaptic membrane; cell surface.
AGAGAGACUGAACGGUGAUUGAAAGAGAAGAAAGCUGAACGGCGGUGGCGGCAGCCAUCUUAAAACUACCGCACUAAUCCGAGAUAUACAUCCUCUGGAUAUUUUUGCAACACCGAGCUGAAUCAGAUUUUACCGGGCGAGAGGAGACAGAAUAACAUUGUUAAAAUCGUUCGCUGUUUUUAAAACGAAGACGGGAUGCGGAUCCGUGGGGUGAACCCUUUCGCUUCUGCAGUCGGUCUGCUUUUAGGACUAUUAUGCGCGGUGGAGGCAGCCAAAGUAAAUAAGCACAAGCCAUGGAUUGAGACCACGUAUCAUGGUAUCGUAACGGAAAAUGACGACAAAGUUCUCCUGGACCCUCCGUUGAUAGCCUUGGAUAAAGAUGCCCCGUUGCGCUAUGCAGAGAGUUUUGAGGUGACCUUCACCAAAGAAGGGGAGAUCUGCGGCUUCAGGAUUCACGGGCAGAACGUGCCAUUCGAGGCGAUGGUGUUGGAUAAGUCCACUGGCGAGGGCGUGAUCCGGGCCAAGGAUAAACUGGAUUGUGAGCUGCAAAAGGAGCACACCUUCACCAUCCAGGCCUACGACUGUGGAGAGGGACCUGAUGGCAGCAACAUGAAGAAAUCUCACAAGGCUACCGUCCACAUCCAAGUGAAUGACGUGAACGAGUAUUCACCGGUGUUCAAAGAGAAGUCCUACAAAGCCACAGUGAUCGAGGGCAAAAAGUAUGACAGCAUCCUGAAGGUGGAGGCAGUGGACGCUGACUGCUCUUUCCAGUUCAGUCAGAUCUGCAGCUACGAGAUUGUCACCCCCGAUGUGCCCUUUACCAUUGACAAGGAUGGCAACAUCAAGAACACCGAGAAGCUGAACUACAGCAAGGAACACUUGUACAAACUCACCCUGACUGCAUAUGACUGCGGUAAAAACCGUGCAUCUGAGGACGUUCUUGUGAAAAUCAACAUCAAGCCCACCUGCAAACCAAGCUGGCAAGGAUUUAAUAAAAGGAUUGAAUAUGAGCCUGGUACAGGCAGUCUAGCCCUGUUCCCCAGCAUGCACCUGGAGACCUGCGAGGAGCCAAUCACCUCCAUUCAGGCCAGCAUCAUGCUGGAGACUAAUCACAUCGGCAAGGGCUGUGACCGCGACACGUACUCCGAAAAAUCCCUGCACAAGCUGUGCGGUGCCAGCGCUGGCACUGUGGAGCUGUUGCCUGCUCCCAGCAACUCUGCCAACUGGACCGUCGGCUUGCCCACUGACAACGGGCACGACAGCGACCAGGUGUUUGAGUUCAACGGCACCCAGGCCAUCAAGGUCCCUGAGGGUGUGGUGAGCACCACCCUGAAAGAGCCCUUCACCAUCUCAGUGUGGAUGAGACACGGACCUGGAGGCAGGGAGAAGGAGACCAUACUCUGCAACUCUGACAAGACUGAGAUGAACAGGCACCACUACUCUCUGUAUGUACACAACUGUCGUCUUGUGCUGCUGCUGCGUCAGGAGCCUACCGAAUCGGAGAACUACAAACCAGCUGAAUUCCACUGGAAACUCGAUCAAGUGUGUGAUAAAGAAUGGCAUCACUACGUGUUGAACAUUGAGUUCCCAGCAGUGACUUUGUUUGUGGAUGGUGCCACCUUCGAGCCCUUCCUGGUCACGGAGGAUUACCCUCUGCAUGCCUCCAAGAUCGAAACCCAGCUCACCAUCGGCGGCUGCUGGCAAGACCUCUCAGGACAUGCCAAUGAUACUGAGACUCUCUCAGAGCCUUUGACAGGUGGCAGCGCCCGCCUGACUCAGUACUUCCGGGGCAACCUAGCUGGACUCAUGAUCCGCUCCGGCAAACUGGAGAACAAGAAAGUUAUCGACUGCCUCUACACCUGCAAGGAAGGUCUUGAUGUGCAGCUUCCAGAGGAAGUAGCCUCUGCUGUGAAGGUGGAGUUCAACCCCAACCAGUCUUCUCUGAGCCUGGAGGGAGAUGACAUUGAGGCAGCUGAGACCGAGGCCGAAGGCGAGGAUGAUCCCACAGUGCAAGAGACGGUGGUAUCUGAGGAGAUCAUGCAUAACUUGGACACGUGUGAGGUGACUGUGGUGGGAGAUGAACUGAAUGGAGAUCAUGAGAGUUUGGAGGUGGAUCUGGCCCAAAUCCAGCAGAGAGCUCUGGAGAUGAGCUCUUCUAACGUGGGCAUGGUCAUCACAGGGGUUAACACCAUGGUGACCUAUGAACAGGUCCUGCAUCUGAUCCGCUACAGGAACUGGCACACAGAGGCAUUGUUUGACAGGAAGUUUAAACUCGUCUGUUCUGAACUCAAUGGCCGCUACAUCAGCAAUGAAUUCAAAGUCGAGGUCAAUGUGAUCCAUACAGCCAACCCCAUGGACCAUGCUAACAACGCUAUGGUACAGCCUCAGUUCAUCAACCAAAUUCAGCACGCUUCAGUGGACCUGUCUGGACACAACCUGGCCAACACACAUCAGGCCUCAGUUGUCCCCAGUGCUGCCACCGUCGUUAUCGUUGUGUGUGUGAGCUUCCUGGUGUUUAUGAUCAUCCUGGGCGUCUUCCGUAUCCGUGCUGCCCACCAGCACACCAUGAGGGACCAGGAAAACGGCAAAGAGAACGAGAUGGACUGGGAUGACUCUGCCCUCACCAUUACUGUCAACCCAAUGGAGACUUAUGAGGAUCAGCACAGCAGCGAAGAGGAAGGAGACGAGGAAGAGGAAGAGAGCGAGGACGGAGAGGAGGAAGACGACAUCACCAGUGCGGAGUCAGACAGCAGUGAGGAUGAGGGCGGCGAACAGGAAGACCAGCAGGGUUCGACUAGACAGCAGCAGCUGGAGUGGGACGACUCCACCUACUGAUCCUCCUGAGCACACAGUACACACUACUUACCAACACACACACACACACACACAAUGACAAAUCCACUCACGCACAGUCACAUCCCUCUGCCAAUAGGGACGCCCAUGUUCCCCCUACCUAAGGAGCCAUGCGUAAAAACGCGGAAAACACUGAAAACUAAACGAUUAUACAAUAUAUGUACAAUAAUAGAUGCAAAUAUAUCCGGUGUCUGUCGUGACAGGUGUCGCAGUCCGCUUCAUUUCCACCUGCCGAGGCUUCCCUGUCGACAUCUUAUCGUGGUGGUAUUCAGUGUAGUAUAGUAUCACAGCUAU